Messenger RNA from Moneuplotes crassus, 702 nucleotides. NCBI's taxonomy places the organism in Eukaryota, Ciliophora, Spirotrichea, Euplotida, Euplotidae. The record is from the annotation of a GenBank genome assembly.
UACUAUAAUAAUUAUAUAAAAUGGAGAGAUACUUCCAAACCUACGCUCUCUUGGGACUCAAUGACGGUAACUUGCCAGUCCACAGAGGUAUGAGACAGAAAAGAUAUGAAUCCGUUGAGAAGAUGCUCGAUCUCCUCGACGUUGCUAGGAAAGUAGGACCAAAAGCACCAUGGCAAGCACUAUUUUUGGACCCACACGAUCCUGAAUGGGAUGAUGACAUGAGUUAUUUAUACGUUGACCAGUCCUUAUAUAGAUCAUGGUUCACUUAUGCAACUCUUGCUGGACUUUUCUUCUUGUAUAACUAUAGGAUCAUGUUCCAUAACAAAAACUUUUCAUUUGUUACCAAGUUCACUCUUGGAGGAGUCUGGCUAUACUCGAAUAUGGUAUAUCUCAAGUACAGACAACAAGUCCUCAGAUGUAACUUGUUUGACGAGUAUGUCCAGUUGAGAGCUGACGAACUUAUUAAGCAAAAUGAGCCCAUGCUCAGAUCUGAAGAAAUGAAAAGAUUUAUUUGGUACACUGCUGACCUUAAAGAGACAUUAGCCAGAAGUCACAGACAGUCUUAUAAGAAUGAUGCCUCCGAUUUUGCUGACUCAGAAUUGCUCUUGCAAGACUUCGUUAGAAGAUACUCAGAUGAGACUGAAGAAAUGCCAUUGUCUGGAAAGAAUGCUUCUAUUGGUCAUUAAUUACCCAUGCUCGUUC